Podarcis lilfordi (Lilford's wall lizard) is the source of this 6741-nucleotide messenger RNA. The record is from the annotation of a GenBank genome assembly. Lineage: Eukaryota; Metazoa; Chordata; Lepidosauria; Squamata; Lacertidae.
CUAUUGGUCAUAGAGCUAAGAGAAAGGCAAAGAAUCCCCAACGGCAGCUUUCGAUUUUUACCGGAAGUUUAGACUGUGAGUUACUCUAGAUUUCCUAUCUCUAAGGCCACGACGCAUCCAAACGCGUGAUGACGCAACCGUACUUCACCGCGCCAAGUGAUCCAGUCCCCUACCGGGGAAACGGCGACAGGGACGCGACCACUGUUUACGCUAACACGGCGCGACGAAACGCUAGGACAUUCCACAGCGGGCUCUUCUGCAGUACGUAAUAAGCGCGCGACACCUUCUCGUCUACCCUGGUUCACUGUAGCCGAGACGUCUCGAUAACUCAAACGCUUUUGUUGUGGGGUUACGUCACCGGUAAGCGACCGUCCAUCCCAUUAUCCUCAUUGAAGGGUUGCUCAUUUCGCCUAUAGGACUGGAAGGGUUAAGGUACGUCUGAUGUGCUAGGAAAUCCCAUUGCAAAAGGACUCGGGCAAAUUAAAAUCGUCAAUUGCCAUCCUCCUCCUUAUUGGCUCUGGAGCCUUCUUUCCUUGGAGGUUCGCCAGAAGCAGAGCCUGAGCUCCCUUAAUUGAAGUCGAGGUGCUAGAACCAAGUUUUAUUCAGCUUCUUUUAAGCCUGUUCAUGUACUGCAUUGCAGUCUUUUCUGAACCAUAGAGAUGGAUAAACGCGGAAAAUAGUAUGACCAAAGUAUCUUGUAUUCUCUAACUGAAUAACAGGAACAGUUGUAUCUGUUUUCUGGCAGGUAUUCGCCUUUGCCUGGACUUAACCAUCCAGGGUCCCUUACCUUUUACAUUUACUUUCUGGCAGUAUAUUGGACAUUCUGAAUAAUACAUUUUUAUUUUUGGUGGGACACCUACUCAUAAAAUGGAUUGUGGCAACAGCAAAUGGCACAGUGUCUACCCAUUUAGAGGACAUGCUGUUUCUCCUACUUGGAAAUUAGAAAUCUCGACUUCCGGGUUAGCGCCAUCGCCGAAUGGCGGACUCCCUCCGAGCUCCGGAGGGAGUCUGCUCGGCAGGGGCUGGGUCCUACCGCGCCGGCGACGCGGGGACCCUUAAAAACCACGGGCACGGAGUCCGUGGACAUGGGUGACUCGGCUUGCACCAUUAGCGCCCUCCCGACUCGUGAAGGAGCCUUUUAAAGGCUUCGGAUCGGGUGCCGGGGAGUGGCGUGGUGCUUGAGUCCACUGCUUUCCCUGCCGAGCGCAGCCGCAUGCCAUUCGACGGAGAGCGCUGACUUCUUCUAUUGAAAAUUUGGACUAUUAACAACAACCCGUGAGUAAUUGGGAAACCGGGUUCAAAAUUUUGGAUUUGGCACGAGCGGGGCGAUUUAAAAGGAAGUCAAUCCCCCUAUUGUAAGCAUUCCAAAACAAGGACUGGGUAACCAAGGUCCAAAGGGAAGUAUGUCUCUGAUAAAAAUCAUUAAUUUCACGAUGGGAAAUUAUAAGAAAUGUGCUGGAGGAGAAGAGUGGAGGGUGAGAAGAAAAAUGCAACCCCCCCCCCUGGGAACCGGGGCGAUUCGUGGAGCCUGGUGAAGAGAGACGGAGACUUUGACAGCUGUCAAAGUGGCUGUCAAAGCUGGAGAAUAUAAAGAGGACUUUGUUAUGAGGACCUUGCUGGUUAAUUUUGUUACAAUUUGCUAUAAUAUGGAUAUAAACUGUUGGAAAAUAAGCAACAAUUUGACUUUUGGAUUAGAGGAUACAAAGUUAUUACAAUCCCCUAGAGGGGUUUCGGGAUACUACAAGAACGGUCGUAAGUGGAAAAAUACCCUGGGAUUCGCACAGGAUUUGUUAUCUUCUGGGAAAGCUGCAAAACUGAAAGAGUAUUUUGUCUACAGAGGAAGACAAUGGAAUUUUUAUUGAAGAAAGAAAGGGACUGGACGUAAGUUUUUGUUCCUGAAUAACAAACCUCUGCAGAGACACUAGAUUUCUGAAUUAGAAAGUUUUAGCAGCUGAACAGGACAAGAAACCUGAGAAAGUGAGGAAUAAGAAGAAUAAAGGACUGAUUACGACACGGAAAGAACAACGGGAGGAGUGGUAAAGAUCAAGGAAAUUAAAGGCCUUUGUUAGAUUGGACAUUUGAAGUCAAAUAUUAUUUAAAUUAAUAAACUAAAGAAAACCGGCAAGAUGGAAGGGAGAAAUCUGGUCAUGAAAUGAGACUUCCAAGCUGAUAAUGUAUAGACUGAUGGACAUGGGGAAUUCAAACCGGGGAAGGGGGGGGGGGAGAUUUGAAAUCCAAAGGCUGUGUAACCAUUUUUUGAAUUUUUCUAUAUCUCUUAUUUUCUAUUUCUUUACAUAACUUACGCAUGUUAUUUUACUUUGAUCGGACGUGUUUUUAAAAAAAGGGAAUUUGUGGAAGGAACUGGGGUGGAUCUGGGGAAAAUCUUUUUUCUUUUUCUGUUAAUGAUGUGGGACGGUGGUAAGAUUUGUACAAUUCAAUCUGGAUAGUGGGUUAAACAAAUUAAGCUUUAAAUUGGGAGUGAGAGCUUGUAGAACCAAAUUAAGGAAAGGGGAAUACAAUUGGGGGAGGGGGAGUCCCAGAAAGUAGGGAAUGAAAGUAAGGUUUUUAAAUAUCUUCUUUCUUUUGUCUUUUUUCUUUGUAUUUUUAUAUUUUUGGAAACUUUAAUAAAUAUGAUUUAAAAAAAAAAAAAAAAAAAAAAGGAAAUUAGAAAUCUCAAUAUUUUAUGGGUUGAUGAAAUGAUUUUUUAAAGGAACUUUAGUAUGUAAGGAAAAUUUAAACUUCUGAAAAACUGAGUAUUUUUGGAGAUUGUUUAGGAAUAUAGAUUAUAGAACAUUUAAAUACAAAUUUGUGCAUCCACAGAGAGCUGUAAGAAAAUAUAUUUCACUGUUUGCUUUUUGAAAAAAAUUGCAGGUGGAUUAUGCUCCCAAGCCCAUAAUAGUGGCUGCCCCUUUGGUCAUCUCUUGUGAUACUAAUACCCUUGUCCUUGUUAAUCAGCAGUGUGGAGCCUGUGGCCCUUCAGAUGUUGCUGGACUGGAACUCCCAUCUUACGCAGCCAGAAUGACCAAUGGCCAGGGAAGAUGGGAAUUGUCAUCCAGCAACUUCUGGAGGAUCACAGGUUCCCCAUCCUUGUUGUAAAUGUACCUGUUUCCUGUCUCACAUGACAUAGGAAAUUGGGGUGUAAAGGGAAUGUAGCUUUUUGAGUACCACCAUUAGAUCUUCAGAUUGGGGAGGAGGAUGGUUAAUAUUGGUUAGUAUGUCAGUUUCUUUCUCUUUAAAUCUCCAGAACGCAAUCAUGGCUGGUGUGGGCUUUGAAGAAUUCUCUGUGCCCCCUGGAUCAGAGUUGGCACUGCCUCCACUUUUUGGUGGCAAUAUCCUCGAGAGUGAACUGGAGACAGAGGUGGAGUUUGCCGAUGGUGGAAUACCAGAAGAGGAGGAGGAAGAGGGGGCAUUGAGGCAGCAGGAAAUGACACGGCGCAAAUGCCAGGCUCUUGCUCGGCGCUGCAAGGAGUUAGAGCAGGUAAAGGAUUGGCUGAAGAGGGGGAAUCAUUUUAAUACACCAGUUGGAAAAAAUUAACAAACAGCUGGCACAGUGGGUUGAGCUCUGCUUUGACUUCAGGUAUGAGCUCAUGGAGCUGCCUUUUUAUUCAUUUAUGUAGCCCAGGACUGUCUGUUCUCAUUGUCAGGAGCUCUCAUUCUUUCCCAGCCAGGGACUGGACCUGGGACUUUCUGCUUGCCAAACAUGUGCUCUGCCAAAGUAUUUGGAAAUCAGUGACACCUUGGGUACAAAGAUCAUCCAACGAUCACAGGGUGAUUCACAACAUAAAAGCACAAAAUGAGAACACAAAAUGCAUAAUAAAAGAAAAACAAACCAAUAACCCCCUCCUACAAACACAUUUGAAAGGUCAUAGAAUGUUAAUCAGCCAAGUGCCUGAUUAUAGAGAAACAUUAUCACCUGGCACCUAAAGAUAUGUUAUGAAAGUGCCAGGUGAGCCUCCCUGGGGAGAGCACUCCACAGACAGGAAGCCACCACAGAAAAGGCCCAUUCUCAUGGAAGAGGCACACGAAGAAGGGCUUCAGAUGGUGAUCAGAUGAAGAUAUUAAAUAUAUUCCCAAGAAUCCUCUGAGCAAAGUAAAACGAGACAAGCCCUAGCCCAAUGUCCCCCAGCAUCUUUGGGGGCUGAGUGGAGUUUUAAACUUGGGUCUGUACUCUACCCACUAUGCCAUACUAGCUGUAGGUGGACAAGAAGUAAGAGAUUCUUGGCCCUGGGAUGGUAAACUGCACCAAAUGAAGACCCAAACAGUGACCAAGGAGAAGGGACCACUGGGUGGGUGAGUGGAAUACAAGGCUGGGUAUGGGAGAGGCAAAAUUCUGAUGUAUUCUGGUGACAUUACCCACAAAUACAGGUGAAUGAGAGGAUGUUAAACCGGCUGCAUCAGGUCCAGAGAAUAACACUGCGGCUUAAACAGGAGAGAAGGUAUGUCUGGUAGUAUGUCAUGGGAGUGUGAGGGGUGGGGAGAUUUAAAUACCUUUCCCUGAACAAGGAGGGUCUAUUAAAUUUUCAUGCUCAGCAGACAAAUUCUCCAUGAAUUCAUCAGAUCCCUCAUUUAGAGCCAUCCAAACUGACAGCUGUUACCACAUCUCAUAACAGUGAAUCAUCUACAUCAACAACACCUUGCAAAAGAACAGAGUUAUUAAAGAGGAUUAGUGGGGAUGUCUUGUCUGCAGAUUAUCUUUGUAAUAGACUCUUACUUCCCUUCAGGUUCCUCAUGAGGGUUCUUGAUUCUUAUGGUGAUGAUUACAGGCAAGGCCACCUUGAUAUUGUCCUGGAGGUAAGAAAUACACAGCUGGUCUAAGGAAAUAAGGACAUGUCCAUGUUACCUUCUUAUGGGUGGAAGGAAUGUUAGGAUGGAAGAGUUAUAGCUGAAUCAUUUUCUCUGACUAGGAUGAAGGUAGCCACAGCACUGAUGCUCCAGCUCCUGGCAACACAGAGAAUGAGCCCCCCGAGAAAGACACUCCCAGGUGUCUCUCGGGUCCUUUGCCUGCCCCAGAGGCUGAAAGCAUCUCACCUACUGAGGGCCCCACCAGUAAGAAGCGGCGGCGCCACAUGCGAGAGGAAAAGGAAGUGAGGUUACGCCGAGCAGCCCAAACGUUGCUUCCUAUGGAAGAGUUUCCUGUGCAGGUACGGGAGAACAUAAAGGCUUUCAACUUUGAGAAUAUAUAGAUGACCAUACAAACUUAACCUACACACUACCUUUGGGGGUUAGGCGGGAAAUGUGGCCAGGUAUAAUGGUAGACAGGCAUAUUACUGGGUUAUAUAUACUCCAGCCGUCGGCGACACAGAAUCUGCUACCGUAAUACAAAUUCAGGAUUUUGUCUUCUAUUUUUAAACAAGCUUCUAGUCCUGCUGGUUUAUCACACAUAACAGUUUGAAAGCAUCCCCUUUCUUCCCCCCUCAUGCAGAGCGCUUCUGUUUGGCUUGAAACUGUGUUUUGGUUUUUGUGGCUGCAGAUAAAGUCUGAAGAGGAUUUCCAAUGUGAGCAAGAGGAUGUCCUCACUCCUGCCUGGCAGCAGUCUAGUCCUCAGGAUAAGUUACUCCAUUAUUCAAAGUUCUCUAGCCCAGGGGCCUGUUCUGAUUUCGACUGAGGCUGGCCACUCACGAAGGAGACUCUAUAUGUAUAUCUGAACGUCAGUUGCCUCCCUCCUGGGUUAAAGAGGCCACUGCGCUGUCUGCUGAUCAGUCAUCUGGGGAUGAAUUUUGGACUGAAAGGAGCAUAAGCACAUUUUAAGAGCCAGCAAGAGACGGACUGUGGAACUCUCAUCCACUUGGAGUGCACUCGAUCUGAACUGACACUGUGUGGCUGAGGGGCAGGUGCUGGAAGACAAAAUGGACUGCACUAACUUAACAAAACUUGAAAGCCAGUGUAUUAAUAGUGUUCAAGUCCAUCUGCAUUAGGGAGAUGAAUAGAUUAUGCUACCAAUGUCCAAAAGCUUAAGCAUGGGGUGGGAAUGGGUAAGUAUGUAGAAUUGGUAUGUCUUACAUGUCUUGGGCUGCACAAUUUGUGAGUUCUGAAGGAGUUAAGUGAUCUCUGACUGAGGCCGCAUGGGCACCAUAUGUUUAUAAGCAUUUUUAUGCCACUUUGAACAGUCUUGGCUUCCCCCAGAGAAUCCUGGGGACUGUAGUUUGGUAAGGCUGUGGAGUGUUUUUGGGAGCUCUCUAUUCCCCUCCCAGAGCUACAAUUCCCAAAAUUCCCGGAGAAGAGGGAUUUCUAAACCACCCUGGGAAUAGUAGCUCUGUCAGGGGAAUUGGGGUCUUUGGAGGAACCCACAACUGCCCCCAAAAGUGGCAUAAUACUGCUUUAAAUGUACAAUGCAGAUUGAAAGUGGUGUGCAGGAGCUGGCUUCCAUGCACUGUUCAAGAAAGGAAACAGAAGCAGCUGCUGUUUUGUGUGACAAAUGUUCUCAGUGAAUGAGGAGUCUUCUUACAGCUGUGAGAGCACUUUGCUGCUUUGCUUUCCAAGCCCAAGAUUUUUAUGAGUAUCUUAACCAUGAGGCACAAUAUAUUAAAGCCAAUUCUGUACUAAAAACAGUAGACUCCUACAACAUGUGCAAAUUAUGCAAGAUUAGCAAAUUUGUCAAGUGUUUGCUUAUUUUCUCUGCCAGUCAGAAAGAGCAAGGCACUAAAUCCCCCUCCCCCAUUCUUUUCCGAAGCCAUAAAGAGUAGACACUUCUUCCAGAUCUCCUGCAGAACAGUUGUGCCUGGAUUAAAUUCUGCCCACCCG